Messenger RNA from Ananas comosus (pineapple), 1784 nucleotides. Its product is annotated as protein trichome birefringence-like 23. The transcript has 5 exons. Bases 65 to 1558 code for a protein of 497 amino acids. The record is from RefSeq and is a predicted model, not a curated record. Gene Ontology annotation, cellular component: Golgi apparatus. NCBI's taxonomy places the organism in Eukaryota, Viridiplantae, Streptophyta, Magnoliopsida, Poales, Bromeliaceae. Gene Ontology annotation, molecular function: O-acetyltransferase activity.
CUCUCUCUACAAACAAUUCUCUCUCUCUAGGUGGAGGAGGAGGAGGAGGAGGAGGAGGAGGGGGAUGGGUUCGGAGUGGGAGCCAUGGGCGCCGGGGCUACAGAGGAGGAGGAGCAGCCACGUAAUGGCGAAGCUCUUCGUCUCCGCGCUCCUCGUCGGCGUCUCCUUCCGCCUCUUCUUCUGCUCCUCCUCCUCCUCCGCCCCAGCCAACGCCGGUGUCUUCGUCGUCUUGCCCAAGGAUAGAGAUGGGUCCUCCUCCUCUUUCGACGACGACAACAUUGUUAGAGAUGGGAAGGUUCGGAAUGGUUCUCAAGCAUCACAGAAUACUGUGAUCCCAGAGGCUCCAAUUCCUGUAAUUACACCAGAUGUCGACAAAGAAAAAGAAGCCUCUAAAGAAGGUUCUCAAGCAUCACAGAAUACUGUGAUCCCAGAGGCUCCAAUUCCUGUAAUUACACCAGAUGUCGACAAAGAAAAAGAAGCCUCUAAAGAAGAAAAUUGUGAUAUUUUCAAUGGGGAAUGGAUACCAAAUCCUUCAGGUCCUGCUUACACCAACGAAAGUUGUCGAUUUAUUGAACCACCGCAAAAUUGUAUGAAGAAUGGGAGGCCAGACACAGGGUAUCUUUAUUGGAGAUGGAAACCUUAUAGCUGUGAUGUACCACCAUUUGAUGCGGUCAAGUUUCUAGACGCAAUGCGAAACAAAAGUUGGGCAUUGAUUGGUGAUUCAAUUCUUCGCAAUCAUGUCCAGUCGUUGAUUUGCCUUCUAUCUAAGGCAGAAGAAGCUGUUGAGGUCUACCACGACGAGACCUAUAAAUCCCGAAGGUGGCACUUUCCUUCCCACAACUUCACCCUCUCACUCAUAUGGGCUCCCUUUCUAAUCAAGGCCGACAUCUUCGAAAACGACGAUGGCGAAUCCAAGUCUGAGCUCGAGCUCCACCUUGACACUUUGGAACUGAAUUGGACUGACCAAUACCCCACCUUUGACUACAUAGUCAUCUCCGGCGGUCAAUGGUUUUUAAAAACUGCCAUAUAUUUGGAAAAUAGAACUGUAAUGGGAUGCCACUAUUGCCCUAAAAGGAACUUAACUGAACUCGGGCUCGAGUACUCAUACCGAAAAGCUCUUCGGCUUGUUUUCGACUUCAUCACCUCUUCGCCUCAUAAACCUGUGGUUAUAUACAGGACGUGGACGCCGGACCACUUUGAGAAUGGGGAGUGGUUUAGUGGGGGGACUUGUAAUAGGACUAAACCAUACAAGAAAGGCGAGUUUAAAGGAAGAGAUGUGGACCAUUUGAUGAGGGGAAUUGAGUUAGAGGAAUUCGAGAGGGCGGUAGCAGCCCAUGGGCUGGAAAAUGCGGGCCGGCUUAAGAUUCUCGACACUUACCCCCUCUCGUUGCUGAGGCCGGACGGGCAUUCGGGACCGUAUCGGACUUUCCAUCCGUUCGAUAAGGGUGAGAACUUGAAUGUGCAGAAUGACUGCCUACAUUGGUGCUUGCCUGGGCCUGUAGAUACUUGGAAUGAUUUGAUCAUGGAGAUGGUGUUUGAAUUGAUGAAGCUCUCGUGAUUUUGAAAUUCUUGUAACAGAUUGAUUUUUGUUGAAUUUGUCGACUGGCGGAGUAUUAAGGCCCAAAAGGGACUUUUUUUUUUUCUUUUUUUUCUUUUUUUCAAAUUUUCUUUUGUGGCUGGUCUGACUCCAGGAUGUGUAAGUUUUCGAUGUUUAUGAAUUCAAAAUGUAAUUAAACGGAAGCUUUUACUUUGUUAAAAGUUGGUGUACUUUGUGUUGCUGAUCA